UGGAGAGAAAUGCCCAAAACUGAUAAUAAUUUAGAUCUCACAAAAGAAACCUCUGAAGAGUUAGUCAACUUCCAUGUCUGUUGGACCAUAAACUUGCUGCUGGAGGUCUUCCUGAGAAAGAGAUCUAAUCUGGGUGUGCCGCCAUGUCUGAUAUAGUGAAAGAAGGAUGGAGGAAAUAUCUAAUCCAACUCCAAAUCAACCCACUCAGGACCAAGGCAAUUACGGCUGGGUGUUUAAUCGGAUGUAGCGAUAUAAUUGCUCAGAAGAUUUCUGGAAUCAAAAGACUCCAACUAAAAAGACUCAUUCUUCUUAUGCUCUAUGGUUUGGUCUAUUCAGGACCUUUUGGCCAUUUCUAUCACAAGUUGAUGGAUUUGAUUUUCAAAGGGAAGAAGGGUAACUCAACUGUUGUAAAGAAGGUUUUGUUAGAACAAUUAACUUCUUCUCCUUGGAACAAUAUACUGUUCAUGACAUACUUUGGCCUGAUUGUUGAAGGACGGUCUUGGGGACUGGUGAAGAACAAGGUUCGCAAUGACUAUCCAUCAAUUCAAUUGACUGCCUGGAAGUUUUGGCCGAUUGUUGGGUGGAUCAAUUAUCAAUACAUGCCUUUACAGUUGCGAGUGCUGUUUCAGAGUGUUGUUGGUUCAUGCUGGGCAAUCUUUCUUAAUUUGAGAGCAAGAUCCAUCACUGUCAAGAAGGCCUAGACUGGAGAAGAAAUAUUAUCACAUUACUCUAAUUUCCUCUCCUUUUUUGUUUGUAAAAAAAUAAUUGAUCUUCAUGAUCAAGCUAGGUUCCUUGGAUUGUUGUACCUCUUUUCCAUCUUUUUCUUUUGGUGUAUGGAAAACACAUUGCAGUUUAGAUUGGGCUAAACUUUAUGUGUCUAUUUGUCUAUAAGGGGAAGAAUUAGUGAACAAUAAUAAUGGUAUUUGAAAACUUAUUGAAGCCUAAUUU
Molecule: messenger RNA, 948 nt
Organism: Impatiens glandulifera
Lineage: Eukaryota; Viridiplantae; Streptophyta; Magnoliopsida; Ericales; Balsaminaceae
Product: peroxisomal membrane protein PMP22
Exons: 7
Coding region: 144-701 (185 amino acids)
Cellular component (GO): membrane; cytoplasm
Source: RefSeq, a predicted model, not a curated record